AUGAUGUAUAAUGUGACAAAACUAACAAUAUUCGCUUUUCUUGCUUUUUUUCUUUAUUUUAUUUUUCUAAUUUAUGACACUUUUUUGAGUGUUCCCUAUUUUAUAUCAGAGGUUUUUCUUUUCUUUUUUUUUGUUCAAAAAAUAUCUUGAAAUAAUUUUCAGCCUCAAAAUUAUAUAAAAAUAUGUAAAGGUAUUCAACCGCCUGAUCCUUGGGAUAAAUCAAUUCUCAAAUAUCAUGAUUUUUCGGAAAUUGAGCCUUUGAAUUGCUCCAAAUCACGAGUUCAACCUGAACUUUCUUAUCUCGAAAAUGGUUUUUUGUAUUUGAAUUUGACGGAAAACAUUGAAUGUUUAUAUCGAAGUUAUGAAAAAUCGAAAAAAGACGAUGACAAACUAAAUUAUUCGGAAUGGUAUUCAAUUUCAACAAUUCCAAUUAAAAUUAUGGAUGAAUUUAUUGAAAUCGAAUGUCGAAAAACAACAUUUCCUAGAUCGAAAAUAUAUUCAAAUAAUCAUUUUCAAAUUUUAAAAAAGCCGGAAAAUGAGAAAUCGGAGGAAAUUGGAGAAUCUGUUUUGAUUAUUGUUUUGGAUUCAGUUUCACAUUCAAAUUUUAUUCGAAAUAUGAACAAAACAUUAAAGGUUAGUCUGAUGAAAAGUUAAUUGAAAGAGAACAAAAAUGUAGUAUAAAAAACGUGACCUUUUUUAAUUUCCGAAAAAAGAAAUGUGACUUUUUGUUUGGAAAAAAAGGAAGAAAACGAAAUGAUUUUUGAAAUUUGAGAAAAUGGGUUACGGUUAAAAAUUAUUAUAAGUUUUUUGGAAAAUACAAAAAACUGUGCUAAAAAUUGGGAUCACAUCAUUUCUGAAGAAGUUCGCGGCUUCUUGAUAACUAGGAUCUCUAGGUACUAAUCCUUGACAUUUGAAAUUUCUAGGCUUGGCUGCUUGAGAUCGAAGCUCUCAAGCCACGGCUCCUUGCCAGUUCUGUUCUCUAGGCACUGAUCCUUGACAACCUUUUUGUGCUUGAAGGACCCAAUUGAGUUAAACGUUUUGUGGUCCCAUUCAGUAUCCCUCUCUAAUUUUUGAAACUCAUUGAAAAUAUUUUCAGGUUUUGACAGAAAAUUACAAAACUCAUAUUUUUAAUGGAAUGACUAAAGUUGGAGAUAAUUCAUUUGAAAAUGCAGCUGCUUUUUUUGCAGGUUCGUUUUCUCUUCUUCUAAAUUAUCUAACUAAUUUAUUUUUUCAAUAGGAAAAAAUUCAAGCGAAUUUCCAACGAAACAUGGAUUUUUCGAUGAAUAUCAAAUGAUUUGGGAUAUUUAUAAAAAUCAAGGAUUUUCAACAUUAUAUGCUGAAGAUUAUCCACAAUUCAAUUUAUUCAAUUAUUUAGCAAAAGGUUUCAAGAAAAAGCCAGUUGAUCAUUAUUUUCGACCAUUUUGGUUGAAUGUUUAUGGUUCGAAUAUUCAUCGACGAAGUCGUUAUUUAUGUUAUGGCAAUCAAAAAAUGCAUCAAUUACAAAUAUCGUAUAUUUCUCAAUUUAUAAGUUCAUCUAAAAAUAGGAAAAAAUUGGGAAUUGGCUGGUUUACUGAACUCGGUCAUGAUUGGCUCAAUCAAAUACGUUUAGGUGAUCAAGAUUUUUCGCAUUUUUUUCGCGAAAAUCAAAAAAAUCUUGAGAAUUAUUGGAUAAUUGUUAUGGCUGAUCAUGGACAUCGAUUUGAUCGAAUUAGAAAAACUAAAAUUGGAAGAAUUGAAGAAAGACUGCCAUUUUUCUCAAUUUCAGUUCCAAAACAAAAAAGAGGAAGUGAUGUUGACAGAAUACUUGGAGACAAUCAAAAUGUAUGUUUUUCAAUUUCAUUUUUAAACAUUGAUCCAAGGUUUUUUUAGAAACUAGUUUCAUUUUGGGAUGUUCAUAAAACUCUAAUAGAUUUAUCUGGUUUUUCCUCUUCAAAAACAGAAUAUUCUCGUGGAAUAUCUCUUCUAACUUCAAUACCAGAUCGAUCGUGUCAACAAUCAGAUAUUCCCGAAGAAUUUUGUGUUUGUCAAGAUGAGCCCGAAUUAUCAAUCAAUUCUCCAACUAUUUUAUUUUUGGCCGAAAAAAUUGUUGAAUUUAUCAAUGAGAAAAUUGAUCGAACAAAAUGUGCCGAAAUGAGUUUGUCACAAAUUUUGAGUGCAACAAUUGUUGAAGAACAUCGAAAAUAUCGAAUUGGAAUUGAAGUUCGACCAAGUAAUGCACAAUUUGAAGCAGUUAUAGAUAAAAAUGGAAAAAUAUUCGGAGAUAUCAAUCGAAUUAAUAAAUAUGGAAAUCAAUCAAUUUGCAUAAAAGAUAAUCAAUUUUUGAGAAAAUUAUGUUUUUGUUUACAAUUUUUGGUAUGA
This is a messenger RNA of Caenorhabditis angaria, 2358 nucleotides long. NCBI's taxonomy places the organism in Eukaryota, Metazoa, Nematoda, Chromadorea, Rhabditida, Rhabditidae. The record is from the annotation of a GenBank genome assembly.